CAGUCGGAGGCGGCCGGCUGGGCGUGCGCUCGCUUCCCGCAGCCGGGGCUGGGCCGGAGCCGGGCGGGGGCCGGAACCGGGCCCGACCGGGUUCCGCGAGCGAAGGGGCAGCAGCCGCAGCCGGGCAGCCAGGCCGCACCGGGCAGGGGCCGGAGGGCGCGAGGUCUGCGGUCUUCUGAGCCCCGAUGUGAGGCGGCGGCGCCCCCUCCGGCCCGAGCGCGCACCAUGGGGGCUCCGCUCGCCGUGGCGCUGGGCGCCCUCCACUACCUGGCACUUUUCCUGCAACUCGGCGGCGCCACGCGGCCCGCCGGCCACGCGCCCUGGGACAAUCACAUCUCCGGCCACGCCCUGUUCACAGAGACGCCCCACGACAUGACGGCACGGACGGGCGAGGACGUGGAGAUGGCCUGCUCCUUCCGCGGCAGCGGCUCCCCCUCCUACUCGCUGGAGAUCCAGUGGUGGUACGUGCGGAGCCACAGGGACUGGACGGACAAGCAGGCGUGGGCCUCGAACCAGCUAAAAGCAUCUCAGCAGGAAGAUGCAGGGAAGGACGCCACCAAAAUAAGUGUGGUCAAGGUAGUGGGCAGCAACAUCUCCCACAAGUUGCGCCUGUCGCGCGUGAAGCCCACGGACGAAGGCACCUACGAGUGCCGUGUCAUCGACUUCAGCGACGGUAAGGCCCGGCACCACAAGGUCAAGGCCUACCUGCGGGUGCAGCCGGGGGAGAACUCCGUCCUUCACCUGCCAGAGGCCCCACCUGCCGCGCCCGCCCCGCCACCCCCCAAGCCCGGCAAGGAGCUGCGGAAGCGCUCGGUGGACGAGGAGGCCUGCAGCCUCUAG
Bubalus bubalis (water buffalo) is the source of this 840-nucleotide messenger RNA. It is a transcript of the gene VSTM2L, whose product is annotated as V-set and transmembrane domain containing 2 like. The record is from RefSeq and is a predicted model, not a curated record. The transcript is spliced from 4 exons. The coding region runs from base 226 to 840 and encodes 204 amino acids. NCBI's taxonomy places the organism in Eukaryota, Metazoa, Chordata, Mammalia, Artiodactyla, Bovidae.